Molecule: messenger RNA, 414 nt
Organism: Eupeodes corollae
Lineage: Eukaryota; Metazoa; Arthropoda; Insecta; Diptera; Syrphidae
Exons: 3
Coding region: 1-414 (137 amino acids)
Source: RefSeq, a predicted model, not a curated record
AUGUACAAUAUUAUAAUAAAUCUUUUUGUACUUCUAUUUUCAGUUUAUAAACAUGCUGGGAGUCUUGUGGUAACAGAUAUUUAUGUUCCGGAAAUAAUAGAUUUUCGUGAUAAUGUCACACUAACAUGUAGCUAUGAUAUGGAUGGACACACAUUGAAUUCAGUAAAAUGGUACAAAGAUGAAAAGGAGUUCUUCAGAUACUCACCAAUGAUGCAUCCGGUAUAUUUAAAAUUUCCUGUAGAUGGCGUUCAUGUAUCUGAUAACAGUGACAUCUGCACGGAAACAACAUGUCGAGUUGAACUGAGUUUGCUAAGCAAAAAGUCAUCCGGUGUUUAUAGAUGUGAAGUAUCAGAGGAUGCACCACAUUUUAAAUUAACUACGAAAUCUGCUAAUAUGACUGUUGCAGCUUUGUGA